Messenger RNA from Laetiporus sulphureus 93-53, 1638 nucleotides. RefSeq names its product FolC bifunctional protein. Lineage: Eukaryota; Fungi; Basidiomycota; Agaricomycetes; Polyporales; Laetiporaceae. Bases 163 to 1545 code for a protein of 460 amino acids. Gene Ontology annotation, molecular function: tetrahydrofolylpolyglutamate synthase activity; ATP binding; dihydrofolate synthase activity. Gene Ontology annotation, cellular component: cytosol; mitochondrion; cytoplasm. The transcript has 3 exons. Gene Ontology annotation, biological process: folic acid-containing compound biosynthetic process. The record is from RefSeq and is a predicted model, not a curated record.
GAGGGAAGAUCCUGCUCUGGACUCUCGUCCUCGUCGUGCGCGCUGACUCGCGCACGACGAUCAGACAACGGCAAUGUUCUACCGAUGACAUGGUCGAAAUUUUGUUCUCACCCAGCUAGAAGAGUGUCAACCUCCUCCAGUCUCAGGCACGCGACUCGCAGCAUGUCAAUUGACCUCUCGCUCGAUCGUGUCCGCAAACUACAGGCUCUGCUGCCUCCUUACACCCGCCCUACGUGUCACAUAACGGGUACCAAUGGCAAAGGCAGCGUAUCCGCCUUGGUCUCAUCGAUUCUCCGUGCUUCCGCACCUUCUCCCACGUUUCUGGUCGGCCGCUUCAACAGCCCACACCUGGUUACGGUGCACGACUGUAUCACGCUGAACAACUCGCCAGUCUCUCCUGAAAUGUACAACGCUGCCCGAUCGCGCGUAGAGGAGACAGAUGCGAAUCACAGCAUUGGAGCAAGUAGCUUCGAGCUCCUCACAUGCACUGCGCUUCACAUCUUCGAGACUGUCAGGGCCGACAUAGUUGUGGCAGAAGUGGGCAUGGGCGGACGGCUGGACGCGACGAACGUCAUUCCGGAUGAAACGGUACUCGUAUCAGCUAUGACAGAAGUGGACCUGGACCAUCAGUCGUUCCUGGGAGAGACCAUCGGCGCGAUCGCGCGGGAAAAGGCGGCGAUUGCGCGGAAAGGGCGGCCAUUCGUUCUUGGACAGCAGGCGCAUGCUGAAGUGGAGUCCGUUGUUCGCGAAGUCGUCGGUCAGGCUGGAGGCGAUGUAUUGCUUGCGCCUACAGUGACUCUGCGUGAUUGGGAUGAAGUACCCGAUGGUCCUCUCCCUUCAGCGCCAUUGCCUCCUCCUCCUCAGCCAGUUGAGGCAGCGAUCGCGUGUUUUCCCGAGACUCUUCAUGCUCUCCUUCCCUUGUACGGUGAGCAUCAGCUCGCCAACCUCGGGACAGCGCUUGGUGUCAUCUCUGCCAUUUGUACACACUCGCAUGUACCUUGGCGCGCACACAUAGCUCCAGACAGCGUGACGCGUGGAAUCAAAGAGACGACAUGGCCUGGCAGACUGUCAUUCCACAAGCUUCCGGGACGACAACAGUACGUGCUGGUCGACGGCGCUCACAAUCCAGCCUCUGCACGUACUCUCGCCGCGUACAUCGCGCAGUUGCGCCCUCGCAUAGUCACGUACAUCCUUGCGCUAUCACACUCUCCUCCGAAGACUCCUGCGCAAACACUCGCUCCGUUACUCGCCUUGUCCCGUGAUAUCAAGAUCGGCGUCGCUUUGGUGACAUUCUCUCAACCGGCGGGGAUGCCAUGGGUUCGGGCCGAGCCUAUUGAAGUUAUGCGUACGACUGUUUUUGCACAAGCUCCUGACACAGAAGUAUGGGCCUCCAAUGCAGAGGCUGCUCCUUUCGACCAGUUUCGCACUGCAAUGCUGUGGGCAUUGGAUAGACAUGCAAAUACUGGGGCAGAUGGGCUGAUAGUCGUUGCAGGCAGCCUCUAUCUGGUGGCGGAAUUCUACAGACUUAUGCGUUCCGAUAUAUAAGAUAAUCUCACAAUGUCAUGGUGCCCCUGCUGUCGGAUGCGGAAAAGAGUUAUGCGUCUGCUGUCUGUGGAUCCUGCCAGUGACGAUGUUGUG